AUGCGUGAAGUUAUCUCCCUCCAUGUUGGUCAGGCUGGUGUCCAGAUCGGCAAUGCCUGCUGGGAGCUCUACACUCUUGAACACGGUUUGAGCCCUGAUGGCCGUCUCGUUGAGGGCUCUCCAUCUUCCACAGACAGUGGCUUCUCUACCUUCUUCUCAGAGACCGGAUCCGGGAAACACGUCCCUCGCUCCCUUUACAUCGAUCUCGAGCCUGGUGUCAUCGACGAUGUUAAGGCCGGUCCAUACAGAUCUCUGUUUCAUCCCGAAACCUUGAUCACUGGCAAGGAGGAUGCCGCCAAUAACUACGCCCGUGGCCAUUAUACUGUCGGAAAGGAGCUUAUUGACCCCGUCAUGGAUAAACUCAGGAAACUCGCAGAUAACUGCUCAGGGCUCCAAGGUUUCUUCGUUUUCCAUUCGUUCGGUGGAGGAACUGGUUCGGGUUUUGGUGCUCUCCUCCUUGAGAGACUCUCAACGGACUAUGGAAAGAAGUCCAAGCUUGAAUUCUGUGUUUAUCCUGCUCCUCAGCUAUCCAGCUCUGUCGUCGAGCCUUAUAAUUCAGUCCUUACUACUCACACAACUCUCGAGCACUCGGAUUGCUCUUUCAUGGUCGACAAUGAAGCCAUCUAUGAUAUCUGCAAGAAGAAACUUGGCGUUGUUUCACCAAGUUUCUCCAACCUCAACCGUCUCAUUGCCCAAGUCGUCUCCUCCAUCACCGCUUCCCUCCGUUUCGAUGGCUCUCUCAACGUUGACUUGAAUGAGUUCCAAACCAAUCUUGUUCCCUUCCCUCGUAUUCAUUUCCCCCUUGCCACUUACGCCCCCCUGCUCUCAGCUGAUAAGGCAACCCACGAACAAAAUUCGGUGGCUGAGAUGACUUUUUCUUGCUUCGAGAAUGGUAACCAGAUGGUCAAAUGCGAUCCCAAAGAGGGCAAAUACAUGGCUUGCUGUUUGCUAUAUCGUGGUGAUGUUGUUCCCAAGGAUGUUCAAGCUGCUGUUGCCAGUAUCAAGACCAAGCGUACGAUCCAAUUUGUCGAUUGGUGCCCCACUGGCUUCAAGUUGGGGGUUUGCAAUGAACCUUCAGCUUGUGUUCCAGGUGGUGAUCUUGCCAAGACUUCCCGCAGUCUUUGCAUGCUUUCGAACACUACUGCCAUUUCUGCUGCAUGGGGUCGCCUUGACUAUAAAUUUGAUCUUAUGUACUCGAAACGUGCCUUUGUGCACUGGUAUGUCGGUGAAGGCAUGGAAGAGGGUGAAUUCUCUGAAGCUCGCGAGGAUCUCGCCGCCCUUGAGAAGGAUUACGAGGAAGUCGGCACUGAUUCAGCUGAUGCCGAGGAAGAGGGAGAGUAUUAA
Molecule: messenger RNA, 1344 nt
Organism: Psilocybe cubensis
Lineage: Eukaryota; Fungi; Basidiomycota; Agaricomycetes; Agaricales; Agrocybaceae
Exons: 11
Coding region: 1-1344 (447 amino acids)
Biological process (GO): nuclear migration by microtubule mediated pushing forces; nuclear division; mitotic cell cycle
Cellular component (GO): nucleus; spindle; microtubule
Molecular function (GO): GTP binding; structural constituent of cytoskeleton
Source: RefSeq, a predicted model, not a curated record